CGGAUAGCGAAUAGUGGAGAAAAAAAGAAAAGUGCAUUCUUAGUGGUAAACCGAUAGAGAAUGUGAAGUUGAAUUCAGUGGAAUCUCUUUGUUGAAACAUAGCUUAAGAGGUGCUGAUAUGUACAGAAGAUGAGCAGUCUGGGGGAGAACUCCAUGGAGCCUCUGUGCUCUGACCGCAAGCGCAAACUUUCCACCUGCGACACGCCGGGACUGGGGUGCGAUAAGCGACGGCGGGAGCAGGAGAGUAAAUACAUCGAGGAACUAGCCGAGCUUAUCUCCGCUAACCUCAGUGACAUUGACAGCUUCAACGUCAAACCAGACAAGUGCGCCAUUCUGAAGGAGACCGUCCGCCAGAUACGCCAGAUAAAAGAGCAGGGAAAAUCUGUGUCUAGCGAUGAUGACGUGCAGAAGGCAGACGUGUCCUCAACAGGUCAAGGGGUCAUUGACAAGGAUCAUCUGGGACCGCUUCUGUUACAGGCACUGGAUGGCUUUCUGUUUGUGGUAAACAGAGAGGGUAAUAUUGUGUUUGUGUCAGACAACGUGACUCAGUAUGUCCAGUACAAACAAGAGGAGCUGAUCAACACCAGUGUCUACAAUAUCUUACAUGAGGAGGACCGGGAGGAGUUUCACAAGAACCUGCCCAAGAAUAACGUGAAUGGCGUGUCGUGGGGAGGAGAGACGCCCAGGCAGAAGAGCCACACCUUUAACUGUCGUAUGCUGGUGAAGUAUGGCCAUGACGAGGCCCCCGGAGGUCCACGCUAUGAAACCAUGCAGUGUUUCGCCCUCACUCAGCCUAAAGCCAUGAUGGAGGAGGGAGAAGACUUGCAGUCGUGUAUGAUCUGCGUGGCUCGGCGCGUGACUGCAGUGGAGCGGACAGAGAGUUUUAACACAAGACACGAACUGUCUGGUAAAUUGAUUCAGAUAGACCAGAAUUCUUUACGUGCAUCGAUGCGGCCAGGCUGGGAGGAUUUGCUGAGGCGAUGCAUCCAGAUGUUUCUGCAGCACAGUGAUGGUCAGCCCUGGUCUCAUAAACGCCACUACCGUGAGGCCUUUCUCCAGGGUCAUGCAGAGACUCCAGUGUACCGUUUUUCACUGUCAGAUGGAACACCAGUUGCAGCUCAAACCAAGAGCAAACUGUACCGCCACCCCAUGACCAAUGAACCACAGGGCUUCAUCUCCACACACCUGCUCCAAAGGGAACAGAAUGGAUGCCGCACCAGUCAGGCAGCCGGAAUGAUCCAGGGUGGCAUGAGGCAGCAGGGCAUGGGAGGUCCCAACCCUGGUGCCCAGAUGAACAUGGGCCCUGGUGGUGGAAUGGGGGGUAUGGGGGGCAUGGGAAUGAAUCGUGGCUAUGGAAUGAAUGACAUGAAUCACAUGAGUCAUAUGGGCCAGAUGAACAGUGGAUCGAUGUAUGGCAGCAAUGGUGGAAACGGAAACAACAUGGGCAACAGAAUGAUGCAGAUGAAUCAGAUGAAUCAAAUGAAUCAGAUGAAUCAAAUGAAUCAGAUGAGUCAGAUGAAUCAGAUGAGUCAGAUGAAUCAAAUGAGUCAGAUGAAUCAGAUAAAUCACCCAGGCCCUGGCAUGCCACAACAGCAGCACCAGCAGCCCCCGUUCCAGGCAAGUGGCGGAUAUGGUUUGGCAGGCAUGAACAGUCCCUCUCAGGGCAGCCCUGGCAUGAGCGGACCCCAACAGAACCUCCUCAUGUCUCCUCGCAACAGAGGAAGCCCUAAAAUGGCCUCCAGCCAGUUCUCUCCAGGAGGUAUGCACUCCCCCAUUGGUCCAGGCAGUGGUGGAGGUGUAGGAGGUGGGAGUUCCUUUUCCAGCAGCUCUCUAAAUGCUCUGCAGGCUAUCAGCGAGGGUGUAGGCGCAUCCCUACCUUCUCUACCCUCUGCUCUGACCUCUCCUUCCCCUGCCCACAAACCUGACAGCUCUCCUAGUGUCCAUUCCUCCUCGCAGUCCAACCAGACCUGCAAACAAAGCCAUGGAGAUUCUAAGAGCCCAGCAGGCGCCUUUGGCUCAGGGGCAGGCGACCACCAUCACCCUCUACAUCACCAACACCACCACCACCACAACCAUUCCCAUCCAGCAGAGAGCAGCGGAGACCGGCCAGAUAGCCAGGCUGGAGCAGGUGCUAAGGAGUCAGGGGAGGGGAGUGGAGAAGCUGGGGUAACCCCAGCUGAGCCUCCCAGACGGGUUCCUGACAGCAAAGGUCAUAAGAAGCUGCUACAGCUGCUAACUUCCCCAACAGAGGAACUCAGUCUUGGGGUAGGGAGUGGGCCUUCUCUGCCUAUACCACCUGGUGCUAGCAGCAACUCCGUGGAAGGCAAAGAGGCAGGGUGUGUCACCAGUCCGACCUCCACUGGUGUGUCUUCCUCAAGCAACCAGGGCCAGGGAUUGGGAGCAGGGGGAGGGUCCUCAGCGCUGAACUCAUCCAACUACACUGCAUCAUUGCAGGAGAAGCAUAAAAUCCUCCACAAGCUUCUCCAAAAUGGGAACACACCGGAUGAGGUGGCCAAGAUCACUGCCGAGGCAACUGGGAAGGUGGUGCUGGGACAGGAAGCUGGAGGGGGAGCAGGGGAACCAGGAGGUGGUCCUGGAAUGGCAUCUGGAAGUUCUGCAGGGUCCACAGAGCCAAAACAAGAGCAACAUAGCCCAAAAAAAGAGAAGACCCAUGCUCUCCUUCACUACCUCCUCAACAAGGAUGACUCCAAAGAGCCUGCAGAUGUCAAGCCAAAGCCAGAAGACAUGGAGGGGAAAGGGCCAACGGGGGGCAGCAGUGGCCCCACAGCCACAGGGGCGCCACCGGACAACCUGGAGGGCAAAAUCAAGUCUGAACCACCUGACGAGCUUGAUUCCAUACUGGGUGGUCUGAGAAGUUCUGGACCAGAGUUCCCUUCAGAACAGGGAACAGUGGGUGGAGCUGCUGAGGGUGGAAGCAAGCCUAAUUGUUUUCCUGAUGAAAGCACGCAAGUGAGUAGUCCAGGGAUGGGCUCAGGUGGCCCACGAGUGCCCUUCCAGAGGGCCAUGUCUGUGGACGGUAAGGCCCAAGGGGAACCUGGAUUAGCUGGACGUCGCAGUGCUCCUUGUCCUAUGCCCGUCAAACAGGAGAGCCUGGAUAGCCAACGGAUGAUGGGGGCUUCAGACAGCUUUCCUGGGAAUAUGGGGAUGAUGAACAGAGGAAUGGGAGUUCCCCAGCAAUCACCCAUGGGUGGAAACAAUGAAUGGGCAAUGCAGCGUUCUAGCAGCAGUCCUGUGGGUUCAGCCGGACACCCCUCCAUGGUUAGACCUGGAAUGGACAGUAAUUUCAAAGGCAUGAUGGGAGGUCCCACGGUCAGCAGGUCCAACAGCAUGCCCGGGACAAGAUCAAUGCUACAGCAGCAGCUUAUGGACAUGGGGUCCGGUGACAUGAAUAUGGGAAUGAGCCCAUUUAAUCAACAGUGUCCUUCUGGCCAGUCCCCCUCCUGGCCAGACAAUGUUAUGGGGGUGGAUAAUAACAGGCGGCAGUUUGGGAAUACUCUGGAUGAGUUGUUGGUCCCUCCAUCUACCAGCGAGGGUCAGAAUGAUGAGAGAGCUCUGCUGGACCAACUGGAUUCUCUGCUCAACAACACUGACGUCAUUGCUUUGGAGGAGAUCGACCGAGCACUGGGUAUCCCUGACCUUAUUAGCCAGGGUCAGGGUAUGGAGCCACAGGGUGACCCAUUCCCAGGUCAGGAUAUUUCCAUGGCAAUGGAACAAAAACCCCCAUAUGGGCAGGGGUAUCCUGGUCCCCCCUCCAUGGGCAUGCCCACAGGGUAUGGGGGUAACCCUAUGCAGGGUCAGCCCCCACCCGCAGGUUACGGACCAAUGAUGAGUCAGAUGGGGCAGCAGGGUGGCUUCCCUGGCAUGGCAGGUAUGGGUGGGUUGGGGCCGAUGGGUGGCAUGGGGCAUCCACGCGCCAGCAUGAUGAGGCCACGGAUGAUGACAGCCAACAAGCCAAUGCGACUACAGCUGCAGCAGAGACUACAGGGCCAGCAGUUUAUGAACCAGGCUCGACAGGGCAUGGGCAUGAAGAUGGAGCCACCUGGUGGUGGAAACCCUGCAAUGCGACCUGGGAUGCAACCAGGCAUGAGUGGCCAGGCUGGUUACCUGAACGCUCAGAUAAUGCGUAACAGAGAAAUGAUGAGACGACAUCGGAUGAUGAUGAUGAUGCAGCAGCAGCAGCAAGCAGCAGCAGCAGGAGGGUUUAGCCCCCCUCCCAAUGUCACUGCUCCUCCCGGCAUGGACGGUGGUCUUGCCGGACCCCCUAUGAACCAGCAGCAGUUCGGCUAUGGAGGAAGCUAUGGAAUGGGCCAACAAGGAGAUCCCUCAUUUGUGCCAUCUGGUGGCAGCCCACCAAACGCCAUGAUGUCUGGGCGACUCGGCCCUCCUCAGAAUCCCAUGAUGCAGCAGCAUCCCCAGGGUGGCCCCAUGUACCAGACCGCUGACAUGAAGGGCUGGCCUCAGGGAGGCAUGGGUCGCAACAGCUCGUACACCCAGCAGCAGUUUGGCCAGCAGGGGGCAGCAGGGCAGUAUGGUGGUAUGAUGAUGAAUGGUGGUAUGGGGGGUAAUGGAGGCCACAUGGGCCAGAUGCCAGGCCAGAUGAACAUGAACAGCAUGGUGAUGUCCAGGAUGCCCAUGGGCCCUGAUCAGAAAUAUUGAUAAAGCAACAACACACUCUUCCGAGGAAUAUAAUAACUUUAAGAGCCAAUAACAGACUCAAAGACCAGUUAAACAAACUCAUGAGGACACUGCAGGUCUUUUACCUCAAGGAAGCAGGCAAGAUCUGAAACAUACACAUAUAUUUGGUCAUUUGUGUAAAUCUAAGACACACUGUGAACACACACAAAUACAUGCCAAUACACAUGGUACAGACUGAAAUUCAAGUCUACAAUUGUUCUGUCAUUUUCAGCAUUUACUUCAGAAUUGACCAUUUCAAUUGGUGUGUGUGUUUUGUUUUGUUGUGUUUUUCGUUGUUGUUUUUUUUGUUUGUUUUUGGGUGGGGUUUGUAUGGGACAGCGUCUCUUGUAACUAAACCACCCUAACGCUCGCUGGACCAAACAGUAGAAGGCAAGAAAAGGAGGAAUAAGAACAGAGGAAAAACAAAAAUGAUUCGAAAUGUCAAACAUAUGAGGAAUGUCUUGUCUCAACUUGCGAAUGUAUUCCAUGCCAUGUGGAGUGUCACCAUGCUCGUUCCGCUUCGUUAAAGGUUGAUUAAAGGUACUAUACAAGAACAGAUCAGAUGAGAUUGCACUUUACAAGAUAAAGCUGAUUUACAGCGAUAGGAUUGUUGCAAUAUUUCCUGGUCAUUUUAGCCUUACUCAAGAACUAAACACAUUUUUAAGAAAAAUUAAGGUCCUAGUUUUAUGUCUGUCUAGAUCAAUGGUGACCAAGGCUGCCUCUGGAGAUCUACUUUUGUGAAGGAGUUUGUUUCAGAUCUACUCAUACCAGACUCAGAUUCUAUCAAGAUUUGUUGGAACAUCUAUAAUUUGUAAUCUUGCCAGAUUGGGAUUGGAUUAAAACUCUGCGACAAGGUAGAUCUUCAGUAGUGGAGCGGGUCACCACUACCCUAGAGGGCGUCUGUUUGAUUGGAAUGGAUGACAGUAUGAGCAUACAGCAAGCACAGAAGCUGUCUGUUUAUGCAGAUUUAAGCAAUAAUCUCUCCCCUCUGGAUAACUCAACCGAACAGCAAACAAAGUGUCCUCAACUCAAAGCAAAGGCACAGCAGUAUUACAUGAUGUCAGAAAUAUGGAGGAUUUUUUUUUUCUUCUUUUGUUUGUGAAUACGAAUUGUAAAUAGGCUGAAAAUGUACAAUAUCUGCUUUUGUAGGUCACAGACUGUUUUUGCACAGAUUGUAAGGCUUGAUAUUUGAAAUAUGAUUUUCUUAUUCUGUGUUUUAGGUCAAUACAGCUUUUAUUUUCAAUAUUUCAAUUGAA
Chanos chanos (milkfish) is the source of this 5951-nucleotide messenger RNA. RefSeq names its product nuclear receptor coactivator 3. NCBI's taxonomy places the organism in Eukaryota, Metazoa, Chordata, Actinopteri, Gonorynchiformes, Chanidae. The record is from RefSeq and is a predicted model, not a curated record. Gene Ontology annotation, cellular component: nucleus. Gene Ontology annotation, biological process: cellular response to hormone stimulus; positive regulation of transcription by RNA polymerase II. The transcript has 23 exons. Bases 130 to 4677 code for a protein of 1515 amino acids. Gene Ontology annotation, molecular function: nuclear receptor binding; protein dimerization activity.